This is a messenger RNA of Triticum urartu, 1372 nucleotides long. RefSeq lists its product as uncharacterized. Lineage: Eukaryota; Viridiplantae; Streptophyta; Magnoliopsida; Poales; Poaceae. The record is from RefSeq and is a predicted model, not a curated record. Gene Ontology annotation, biological process: shoot system development; root development.
GCGGCAUCGGCAACCCACCGGUCCACCGCAGCAGGCACGCACGCCUUCCUCGCGCGUUCCCAGUCGCAGGCCCCAGCCCCGGCCUUUAAAAACCCGUGAGCCCCCGACUCGCCGCUCGCCACGGCAAAAAGCACGAGCACCAUGGCCGGGUACCGCCGCACCAUCUCGUUCCCGACCCCGAAGGCGGCGGCGGCCGCCAGCGGCAAGCUCGCGGCGGCCUACCGCGUCCGCUCCGCCAGCCUCCCCUGCCGCUUCCACCCGCUGGUGCUGCAGCUCGACGACGACGUCGCCGCGCUGCGCCUCGUGCUCGGCGGCCAGGCCCCGUCCUGCUCGGCGCCCUCCGUCUCCGCGGCCGCCUCGCACAUCGGCCGGGUGCUGGCCUCGCUCUCGGACCUGCUCCACCACCCGCAGGCGCAGGAGCCGCUGCGCCGCCUCGGCAUGUCCCCGCUGGCCGAGCGCCUGCUCGACGACUUCCUCCGCCUCGCCGACGCGCACGGCAGCUUCCGCCAGGCGCUCGUCGCGCUCGCGGCGCUCCAGGCCGAGACGCGCGCCGCGCUGCGCCGCGGCGACCCCGGGCGCCUGGCGUCCGCGGCCCGCGCGCAGCGCCGCGCCGGGCGCGACCUCCCGCGCCUCGCGGCCGCCGCGCGCGCCGUGGCCACCAGGGCCCCCACGCCGCUCCCCGAGGACCUCCAGCCCGAGACCGCGGCCCUCGGCGCGGCGAUCGCCGACUCGACCGUCGCCGUGGCGUCCGCCUCCGCGGCCGUCUUCUCCGGCGUUUCCUCCCUCUCCAACGCGGCCGCCGCCGCCCGCGUCGAGGUCGCCUCCACGCCGUGCUGGGUCACCGCGCCCUCAAGAUUCUCCGCCGCGUCCGCAUCAGACGCGCCAAGAAGCAGCCACCAGCGCGUGUGGUGGGUGGCGGACCUGGUGCGCUGGAUGUCGCGCGCGAAGCGCCGGUCGGCCGGGAAACAUAACACCACCAACGACGACGACGCGUCCACCUCGUCCACGUUGCAGCUCCGGCCGGAGGCGCGGAUGAAGCCGGAGGAGAGAGCCCGCAAGGCCGCGUUCGAGCUCCACGACAGCCUGGAGCGGUGCAUCGCGAGCGUGGACGGCAGCGGCGAGAAGGUGUUCCGGGCGCUGAUCAACACCAGAGUCUCCCUGCUCAACAUCCUCAGCCCAACCUUCUGAUCCCACAGCAGUUUCACGUCCAAACGAAAUUUAGGAAACGUUUUGCUUGAGCUUUCGUGGCUUGGACAGGAUUUGUAUAUAGUACUCUACUACUAGUGGUAUAUUGUCCCGCGGGACGCGGCCUUCGCAUGCGUUCGCCUGCAUCUAUCAACGGAUUUGGAACCUGGCGUUACGAAUCGCGCAA